Molecule: messenger RNA, 674 nt
Organism: Drosophila elegans
Lineage: Eukaryota; Metazoa; Arthropoda; Insecta; Diptera; Drosophilidae
Product: probable endochitinase
Exons: 2
Coding region: 83-592 (169 amino acids)
Cellular component (GO): extracellular region
Molecular function (GO): chitin binding
Source: RefSeq, a predicted model, not a curated record
AGUAUAAACGGAAAGCCAAUGCUAUAUAAGCACGGAUCGUCAGUAAAAAGUUAUACUUUGGCGAAACGACCCAUUAAAAAACAUGAGAGGCUUUCAUAUUAUUGGAUUGUUUGCUCUCUUUGUGAGUUCAACGGCGUUCGGUGAAGAAGAUACUUCCACUAUGUCUGCAACAGAUGAAACUACGGAGGUUCCUACAACAACGUUGCCACCACCUGUCCUGUGUGAUGACGAAGACCAAUUUCUUCCAGCACCUGACUGCAGGCAAUACUAUCAAUGCCUGAACGGAGAGGGAAUCUUAAAAAUGUGUCCAGACGGACUGUAUUGGGAUCCUGAACUCAAUGUGUGCGCCUGGGAGUCGCAGUACUGUACCGAUGAAGGAAAUGAGACCACGAAGUCACCAUCCUUGAGCUGUGCCUCUGGACUGCCAUUUUUACCCUAUCCGCCCGAUUGCACAAAAUUUAUCCAAUGUGUCUAUAACAUUGGGUUCAAACUUAGCUGUCCAAACGGACUGUACUGGAACCAACCUCUCCAGGCGUGUGACUAUACUUGCGACAAUGAAGUAAAAUUCUCUGACGACUACGAGGUGCAAUAACCGCUAUUAAAUGAAGUAGAAUUUUGUAAGCACACGAAAAAAUGUACAUACAUAAUAAACAAAAUAAAGAAAAACAAUUGAA